AAAGCCACAGCUAUCUUCCCGUAUCUCCCCCUUAAAAAAUCAAUUGUGCACGAAAAAUAAGGGAAUACGCGUAAAAUACAAACACUGCUGACGGUUUGUUUUCGGUGCACGACGGACGGCGACGAGGCGUCCCGGCGUCGUGCGACGAGAGAAACGGCGGCGACAGGCAGGAGCAGCGGAGAGGGUGUUGUCCUGAUGCUUAAAUGGAAGUGGGUGGGCCUCUACGGUCACACACUGGCAACUUCUCUGUGGAUAUAAUUCUGACAAGCGCUAAUUUGCUCGUUAAUGCUCUGUCUGUCCGGUAAAAUUAGCGUGCGACGGGGCUGCGAGGGGGCCGACGGGCCGGGGACGGUCACUGUGUUCUCCGUUAUUUCCGUUAUUUCGGGGCUGCUUGAUUGUGCCUGCGCUUGGCACCGCCCUUCCUGGCCGGUGGGUGGUUUCGUCAAACGGGCAGAUCCGCCACGGCCCAGCGCCGAACAUAUAGGCCGUCCUCCGCCUCUGUACCCGGCCGGCCUUCUACCGUGAACUACACCCUCUCCCUCUCGGUAUAUUAAUGCGUUAUGAGUGACUCGAAGAAGGAAUCAUCUGGAACUGAAGGAGGGAAAGCAUCUAAAAAGGGGAAAAGUUCUGGAUCGCAGGAUUCCUCUCAGCCCUCUCCGUUGGCUCUGCUAGCAGCCACCUGCAGUAAGAUCGGAGGGCAGGGGGGAGCGGAGGGGGCCCAGGCCCAGGCAGGGGCCCAGCAGAUCCAGGUCCAGGCCGGUCAGAUCCAGCUGCAGGCAGGUCAGCUCCAGGGUCAGAUAGUGGUGGACACGGCUGGGGGUCAGGCCCUGGUGCCUCAGCAGCUGGAACUGGUCCCAGCUCAGUUCACGGGGAACGGCUGGCAGAUCAUUACAGCGGCUCCUACUAUGGCAAAGGAGAACACCAGUCAGCCCGUUGCUGUGUCAGUGGCCACCACCUUGGCUAAUGACAGCUCACCUGGCGGACGCAAGGUGAAGGCAGUAGGUGGGACCAACAGUGUUGCAGCCAAUCAGCAGCAGCAGCAGCAGUUCCAGAUCAUCCAGGUUCAGAACCUGCCCAAUGCCGGGGGCGGGGUCCAGUAUCAGGUCAUCCCCCACCUGCAGACUGCAGAUGGACAGCAGAUCCAUAUCAGCCCAGCUCAGACGGCCUCCAUCGGGGCUCUACCAGAGCAGGUUCAGCUCAUUCAGACCCCGAGCCCAGGCCAGACCCAGACCAUCCUCCAGCCAGCCAACCAGCAGGCCAUCCUGACAAGUACAGCCAAUCAGACAGUCCCACUGCAGAUCCGCCCUGCGCAGUCUUUUCCGCUGCAGCUGCAGACUCUGCAGGGCUCCCAGACUCCUGUUAUGACCACGGUACCCAUAAACCUCGGUGGCAUGACCCUGGCUCUGCCCGUGAUUAAUAAUGUUGGAGGGGGCGGGGCUGUGCAGCUCAUCCAAUCUGCAGAUGGUACAUUUUCCGUUGCCAAUGGCAACCAGCUGGUGACAACGGCAGUGUCUGGAGCAGCUCCUCCUACAGCAUCAGCUGGCUCGACAACGGCAGUAGCCGAAGGUGACGGUAUGUCUGAUGGGGCACAAGUGGUUUCUGCUGGAUCAGAGGGUGGACCAGCUGACACCCAAGUCCAGAGCAGUGAGGCAGACUCUCAAAGCCAGAACCAGGCCAAUGGACUGCAGAACCAGACAGAUACAGCAGGAACCAUACAGCAGGUGAUUGUGGGCCAGGUUGGGCACCAGUUGGUGCAGCAGAUCCAGCUGCAGCCCCAAGCUCAGAGUCAGGGUCAGGCCCAGGGCCAGCAGCAACCUCAGCACAUUCAGACCCUCCAGCUAGCCCCUGGACAAACCCUCCAGCCCAUCCAGGCUUUCCAAAACCCAGCCCAGGUCCUUAUUCGUACCCCAACCCUGUCCCCCUCUGGGCAGAUCACCUGGCAGACGCUGCAGCUGCCUGGUGGAGUCUCCCUGCAGGGCGGCCUGGGGACUGCUGUGCCACAGCAGCUGACACUGGCCCCGGUGGCUGGUGGGACGACAGUGGGGAGUGGAGGGCUGGUCUCCCUGAGCGGAGCUCCCCUGACGCUUAGCGCAGCCCAGAUCAACCCGGGGUCCGGGGUACAGACGGUCAGCAUUGCAGGGCUGGGCACUGCUGGGGUUCAGGUGCAGGGUGUUCCCCUCACCAUCACUGGUCUACAGGGUCAACCACAGGGUCAGGAUGGGGUCAAAGUUCAGUCGUCUCCUGUGACAGUCGCUGUUGGCAAUGUGGCACCGGGCUCAUCGAUGAGUCCAGACCAGCUGGGCUCCGUACAAAGUUCCUCAGACCAGGAGGGGCCGCCCAGCAAGAGGCUUCGACGUGUAGCGUGCUCCUGUCCAAACUGCAGGGAUGGAGAGGGAAGGAACAGCGGCGACCCCACAAAGAAGAAGCAACACAUUUGCCACAUGGAGGGCUGUGGGAAGGUGUACGGCAAGACGUCCCACCUGAGGGCCCACCUGCGCUGGCACACCGGUGAAAGGCCGUUCGUUUGUAACUGGAUCUUUUGUGGCAAGAGGUUCACCAGGAGCGAUGAGCUGCAGAGACACCGGAGAACACACACAGGAGAGAAGCGUUUUGAGUGUCCUGAAUGCUCCAAGCGCUUCAUGCGCAGCGACCACCUGUCCAAGCACAUCAAGACCCACCAGAACAAGAAGGGCGGACCCACGGUGUCAAUCAUCACCAAUGAUGACAUGGAGGAAGACGCCCCUGAAGGCCUGGGCGCCUCCCCUCAGAUUGUCGCUGUGGCGACACUCUCGCGGGACUCAGACCCCGCUACACCCACCACCUCUAAUCACCUGGAGGAAGAAGAGGAGGAAGAGGAGGAGUUUGAAUAGCCGACUGACUGCUGUUUCUUUGCGGAAGGCUGACUUCCUGUUUUUUUGGGAGUCUUUGCAGGGACUGUAAGGGUGGCUACUUUUUCUUUUCUUUUUUCACUUUUAAUUUUACAUCAUUUUAAAAAUGUGGUUCUCUCAUGAAAAAGGGACUCAAAAGAGAGACGGGAUCAUGCGACGAACAGAAACCGAAAAAUAUAAACUUUACAAUCCAAAAAAUAACUAACACAUAUAAUAACAAAAAUUUAGCCUAAACAUAUGAAAGAUUAGUUUGGCUUUUAUAAAAUGAAUCUAUAAUAAUUCCAUGCGUGGUGAUGAAAGGAAUGUAAGUAGUGUCUAGAUUAGCACAAGACAGGAGGACCUGCUGAAUCUAAAACCAUCCAACAUAAAGAGACAUUUUCCUAAUCUCAACAGAAUCUAACUCUAUGCACAAAGUUGUGUUCCUGUUUCAUACCUGUCAGACAGUGCUGAGGGUCAAUCAUGGUACAGGACUGUUGCAGAGAAGUGACAGAGCAGAGACAGUCUUGGGAUGGUGUGUGUGUGUGUGUGUAUGUAAAUGAAUGAUUUUGCGUUUGUAUUCCCAUGCUGUCACGGAGAGGAUCUACCUAAUUUGAGUUUUAUUCAUGGUUCAGGUUUAGUCCUCGGAUCAGAUUCAGGUGUUGAUUCCUUCGAGACCAGUCAACGGAUAAACUGUUAUUGAAGAAGAGGGGAGAUGAUUCUACAAAAAAAAAAAAAAAAAAAAAAAAAAGAGUGGAGAAAA
This is a messenger RNA of Xiphias gladius (swordfish), 3627 nucleotides long. RefSeq names its product sp4 transcription factor (gene sp4). The record is from RefSeq and is a predicted model, not a curated record. The coding region runs from base 561 to 2870 and encodes 769 amino acids. Gene Ontology annotation, molecular function: DNA-binding transcription factor activity, RNA polymerase II-specific; RNA polymerase II cis-regulatory region sequence-specific DNA binding. The transcript has 7 exons. NCBI's taxonomy places the organism in Eukaryota, Metazoa, Chordata, Actinopteri, Istiophoriformes, Xiphiidae. Gene Ontology annotation, biological process: regulation of transcription by RNA polymerase II.